AUGAGUCUUGGCCGAGUAGUCCGGGUUGAAAGAGGAUUUGCGAGUCCAAGUCCAGGCAACUUAUUAGGUGGCAUUCUGGAUGACUCUUUUAGCGGGCCGAAACGCAAGAGUCCUUUCAUUUAUAAGGAUCCAUGGCCGGAGAUAUCAUGGUGGAGCAGUUGGCCCAUUGUAUACGGAGUGACGGGCGAACUGGUCCGAGACUCUCCCAUCUGGACCAAUGCGGAUGAUUCGGAAGAGGAGAUCUGUGGUUCAAUGAGUAUCACCCGGGCCAGUAAAUCAGUCCUGGCAGAUCCAGUCCGCGAAGAGUUCAAUAUGACAACAGCCUACCCAGCAGAGCCGCGUUCUCCGGCCCGCAGCCCGCGGAAUCCGAUGCGGGUCAUCCACCAAGGGACUCAGAGAGGCCCACUGCUUCUCACGCCAUGCAAUCUACACACCGUUGUGCGCAACCGGCAAGGCUAA
Molecule: messenger RNA, 459 nt
Organism: Aspergillus alliaceus
Lineage: Eukaryota; Fungi; Ascomycota; Eurotiomycetes; Eurotiales; Aspergillaceae
Exons: 1
Coding region: 1-459 (152 amino acids)
Source: RefSeq, a predicted model, not a curated record